Molecule: messenger RNA, 966 nt
Organism: Saccoglossus kowalevskii
Lineage: Eukaryota; Metazoa; Hemichordata; Enteropneusta; Harrimaniidae
Biological process (GO): signal transduction
Molecular function (GO): protein binding
Source: RefSeq, a predicted model, not a curated record
AUGGAUAAUAACGAUGAUUGUCUAAUUCAUGAUUACCAUGAUCUCCCUCCAGCUGACAGUCCUCUCCGGAGUGCACUACUCCACAAUCGUGUCGUACUGGUGAACAACAUGAGAGCCCGAAGCAUUCUUUGUCAACUGGUAACAGAAAGAGUCUUCAAAGAAGCGACUGCAGAAGAGGUGAAGAAGGUCGGGAAAGGUACUAACAUUGAAAUGAACGAAGCGAUCAUCGCUGAGUUGUAUGGCCUAGGAGAUGUACAGAUUUUACGCCUAUGUCUUAUUUUACGACGAAAUGGACAGGGAUUUCUGGCAGAUUUGAUACAAGAUGACGUCAAAUCGGAUGUAAUCCAUGUCUGGGAUCCGGCAUCAAAGAAGCUUGGUAACCACUGGAAGAGGUUGGCAUUGGCAUUGAAGACGGAGACGUGUAUUGCCAAGAUCAUCGAACUCUACCCAGAUAACGUGCGAGCACAGGCAUUAUUCUGGUUGAUAGAAUGGGAGAAAAAUGACGCCACCAACGCCUCGCCGAAGAAAUUGGCGGAGGCCCUGCAGUCGUGUGGAAUGAAGAAAGCUGCCGCGUACGUAAAGAAGCUCAGUCUGACUCGUUCAAGGACAAAACGCAGGAAACGAUCGAAAUCAGGCACUAGAAGAAAGGGAAGCCCAUCUCGGUCACCGUCGGCAAGGCGAAGCAGGUCCGGGAAAGGUCAACGAUACAGCGCUGUUGCGUCAGCUGGCACCCCCGCCAGUGGCGUGCAGAGCGGGGUCGGCUCGUCUAAGCGGCGAAAGAAAGGAAAUAAACGUCGCGGGAAAUAUUGGAAAGCGGACGAGAGCGAGGAAAGUAAUCUUGAGAUCCAAGACGACGAGUUCGACGACUUAACGAGAAAGAAAGUGCAUUUUGACGAAGAAUUUGUUAAGAGGUCAUUAGUCAAUUCGAUAUUUGAACGUAUUGGUGAUUAUGAAAACACGGCAUGA